UUUGUUUUUCAUCUUCAUCUUCAUCUCUCUCAGAUUUUUAUUCAUUCAGUUGAAUUCUGUUGAGUUAAGAUAACCCACCAUCUCCCACCACCACCAGACACCACACUCACAACACCCACACUCACAUGAUGGUGUCUGCAGUGUUUUCCACCACGAACUCAAUAAAGAGUUUGAAAUUUUCAAUCUCCAACAUUUUAUCACCAGAAUUUGGUAAAAAUAUUGUCACGACUCAUAAUCAUAACUGUACAUCACCAAUUACAAAGUUAAUCGCAUCAACAUUACCACAAUCACCAUCGUCAACAUCAAUUAAAUCAUCUUCAUCUCCAUCACCAACCAAAACAACAAUUAAAACAAAACCAUCACCAGUCAAUUCACCAGAAUUGAGGAAAAAUAUUGUGAAUUCUCAUCAUCAUCAUAAUCAUAAUCAUCAUCAUCACCAUCAUCAUCAGUGUAAAUCAUCAUCUCUAUCAUCAUCUUCAUCUUCAUCCUCAUCGUCUACAAAAUCAUCUUCACCACCAGCACUUUCCUUAACCAAAUCAAGUUCAUCACCUUCAUCACCUUCAUCAAUUAAAUCAUCAUCAUCUUCAAAGUGUAUCAAUACAUUAAUUAAUUUAUCCACAUCUACAACAACUAAUCAUCCUUUUGAUCAAUUAAAUAGUAAAAUAAAUAAUAAAAAACGUUCAUUGGAUUGUGACAGUGAAAGUGACCAACAUUUCAAAAAAAGUCGAACCUCGUUCAAUAAUAAUGAGCGGGAUGAUGAUUCCGUGUGCUCAACCACCUCCGAUGGAUCGAGCCAUCGCCAGGUAACCUCACCCACCUCAGCAAUUGUUAAUAACUCAAAUUACCCUGCAUGGAUUUACUGUACAAGAUACUCGGAUAGACCUUCAUCAGGUAAUGGUCCAAGAUCGAGAAAAUUAAGAAAAAAGGACAAAAAAGCCGAUGAGAAAAGGCCUCGAACAGCGUUCACAGCCGAGCAAUUAGCGCGAUUGAAGCAAGAAUUCAAUGAUAACAAAUAUUUAAAUGAUAAACGUCGUCAAGCAUUGGCACGAGAUCUUAAGCUAAAUGAAUCUCAGAUUAAAAUUUGGUUCCAAAAUAAACGAGCCAAGAUUAAGAAAUCAACCGGCUCACGUAAUCCAUUGGCUCUUCACCUAAUGGCCCAAGGGCUUUAUAAUCAUUCCACCAUGGAAAAGGAGGAUGGAGAAGAAGACGAAGAUGAUGAUAAUGAAGAUGUUGUCGAUGAUGAUGAAGAUUCUCAAGCUUUUUUCCCUUCUUCCUCUUCUUCAACGACGAAAAAAAAUUCUUCAUAUUUGUAACCAUAGAUGAACCAAAUUAAUUUAUUUACCUGUAUUUAAAAAAGAGACUGAGAGAGAGAGAGAGAAAGAUACUGAAUGAAACAAGGAUGAUGAUUAGAUUAAUCUAAUCGUUAAUCCCUUCUAAAUUAUCAUCUGUAAUAUUUGAUUAUCAUCAGGAUUUUAAGUUGAUUACCAAAACUUGAUAUAUUAUUAAGAUAAACUGAUCAGCAGGGAAGCAAAUAACAUUUUGAUUUACCAAGUUUCCAAUGACAAUGUUUACCUUUGUUUGUUUAUUUGUUAACAUGUUAAUAAUAAUAAAGGAUUAUCAUCAUGUAAUCAUGAUGAUGAUGAACUUUUUUUU
This is a messenger RNA of Panonychus citri (citrus red mite), 1653 nucleotides long. RefSeq names its product segmentation polarity homeobox protein engrailed-like. Gene Ontology annotation, cellular component: nucleus. Lineage: Eukaryota; Metazoa; Arthropoda; Arachnida; Trombidiformes; Tetranychidae. Gene Ontology annotation, biological process: neuron differentiation; multicellular organism development; regulation of transcription by RNA polymerase II. The record is from RefSeq and is a predicted model, not a curated record. The transcript is spliced from 3 exons. Bases 126 to 1313 code for a protein of 395 amino acids. Gene Ontology annotation, molecular function: RNA polymerase II cis-regulatory region sequence-specific DNA binding; DNA-binding transcription factor activity, RNA polymerase II-specific.